AUGGACUGGGUUAUUUUGACGAGGUUCGUAAUCAACGUCUUCUCAUUAUCGCUGAAUUGUUGGGUCUUGUUGGUGAUCGUACUGACGCCAAAACUACAUCAUCCGUGUUUCGAUGAGCUCUUCUUCUCCCAAAACUUUACCGACAUGUUUGCGACAGUGGUCAGGAUUUCUUUAACGUAUAUUCCGGAGUUGCUGUUUGACACUGAGGACGAGUACAUUCGGAAGUUUUUGAUGAAAAAGGACAGCUGGGCGAACGUGAUCAACGCAGCGGAGUGGUAUAACAAGUGGGUGCUGGUCGCUAUAACCUGGAUCAUCCCACUGGCCGCAAUUUUGCCAAUGUUCUCCCCGUGUUGUGGGAGCUAUUUUUAUGAAGGCGCCAUCGACUCCGUGGAGUACAGGGACGUGACCGUGUCGGCAAUUUUCGACAGUGUUGACAUGAUUUUUGAGACGCUAGUGUACGCGCCAGUACUAUGCGCGUUGAAUACGUUCACGUUAAUAAUGCUCUACAAGCAGUACAAUCGGAUCGUGAGACGGCAUGGAAAAGGCAAGAAAAGCAGCGUCGAACGCCUCGAGAUCGAGCUGACCUUCGCGAUGAUCUCAAUCUUCGACCAACAAAUCGACUUCUUUGUCAUCCUGUUCUACACCCUCUACUGGGCGAGCGAGAUGAAUUUCGCGCCCGUCAAGCAAGGCCCCGUCCUGACCGUUUACUCCGCCAUCUUCGAGUUCGGAAAUCUCGUCAACCCGUACGUGUAUCUCAUUUCUUGCCCACCGCUGCGAAAAGCCUUUUUCUCAUCCGUCUUUCGCUUGUUUUGCGCU
Molecule: messenger RNA, 816 nt
Organism: Mesorhabditis spiculigera
Lineage: Eukaryota; Metazoa; Nematoda; Chromadorea; Rhabditida; Rhabditidae
Source: the annotation of a GenBank genome assembly